This is a messenger RNA of Pectinophora gossypiella (pink bollworm), 1137 nucleotides long. Its product is annotated as glycine receptor subunit alpha-2-like. NCBI's taxonomy places the organism in Eukaryota, Metazoa, Arthropoda, Insecta, Lepidoptera, Gelechiidae. The record is from RefSeq and is a predicted model, not a curated record. Gene Ontology annotation, cellular component: neuron projection; synapse; membrane. Gene Ontology annotation, biological process: regulation of membrane potential; chemical synaptic transmission; signal transduction. The transcript is spliced from 9 exons. Gene Ontology annotation, molecular function: extracellular ligand-gated monoatomic ion channel activity; neurotransmitter receptor activity; transmembrane signaling receptor activity. Bases 1 to 1137 code for a protein of 378 amino acids.
AUGGCGGCGGGGAGGCUCCUGUGGUUGACCACGGUACUUAUUCGUCUCUGGCUGGGAGCGUCUGACUUGUGUUACGCACAGUCGACCCUGCUGACCUUCCAAGACCUGCUGCCGGACGACCCCCGCCUCUACGACAAGAUGCGCCCCCCCAAGAUCAACGACCAGCCCACCGUGGUCAACUUCCACGUCACCGUAAUGGGGCUCGACUCCAUCGAUGAGAACUCUAUGACAUACGCAGCUGACAUCUUCUUCGCUCAGACUUGGAAAGACUUUCGAUUGCGACUACCCGAAAACAUGACUUCAGAAUACAGACUGUUGGAAGUCGACUGGCUGAAGCACAUGUGGCGCCCAGACUCAUUCUUCAAGAACGCCAAGUCGGUGACCUUCCAGACGAUGACCAUCCCCAACCACUACGUUUGGUUGUACAAGGACAAGACCAUCCUGUACAUGGUGAAGCUCACGCUGAAGCUGUCCUGCGCCAUGAACUUCCUCAUCUACCCCCACGACACUCAGGAGUGCAAGCUGCAGAUGGAAAGCUUGUCUCACACGACGGACGACCUGAUCUUCCAAUGGGACCCGGAUGUGCCACUGGUGGUGGAUGAGAACAUCGAGCUGCCACAACUGGAGCUGGUCCAGAACAGGACGGCUGAUUGUACGCAGGUCUAUUCUACUGGUAACUUCACCUGCUUAGAAGUGAUCUUCAAGCUGAAGAGGCGACUGGGGUACCACUUGUUCAACACUUAUAUACCUACUUGCCUGAUCGUCAUUAUGUCUUGGGUCUCAUUCUGGAUCAAGCCGGACGCGGCGCCUGCGCGGGUCACCCUCGGCGUGACGUCACUGCUGACUCUAUCUACCCAGCACGCCAAGUCGCAGGCGCAGCUGCCGCCAGUGUCGUACUUGAAGGCUGUCGACGCGUUCAUGUCUGUUUGUACUGUGUUUGUGUUCAUGGCCCUAAUGGAGUACUGUCUGGUGAACAUCGUGCUUGGUGACGGAGCUGGGAAGCCCAAGGAAGCAGCAGAAGCCGCCAAAGCGCGCAUGCGCGCCAUCAACAUCGACCGUUUCUCCCGGGUGUUCUUUCCGCUCUUGUUCUCCGUGCUCAACGCCACCUACUGGAUACAGUUCGCUCAAUACAUCUGA